This is a messenger RNA of Fonsecaea multimorphosa CBS 102226, 1719 nucleotides long. RefSeq lists its product as uncharacterized. The coding region runs from base 1 to 1719 and encodes 572 amino acids. The record is from RefSeq and is a predicted model, not a curated record. The transcript is spliced from 4 exons. Lineage: Eukaryota; Fungi; Ascomycota; Eurotiomycetes; Chaetothyriales; Herpotrichiellaceae. Gene Ontology annotation, cellular component: cytosol; plasma membrane; cytoplasm. Gene Ontology annotation, biological process: ubiquitin-dependent endocytosis. Gene Ontology annotation, molecular function: protein-macromolecule adaptor activity; ubiquitin protein ligase binding.
AUGUCGGUCCGUAUCCAGUUUGAUCAGCCCGAACAGAGGUGCUACACGAAUCUCGAUUUCGUUUCGGGCAACGUUAUCCUCAUCCUCCCCAACGAUGCCACCAUCUCUGCAGUCACGGUCAAGCUUGAGGGCGAGAGUCGCACUCGGCUCGCCGUGCCCAAGUUCCCGAACAACGAGCGUUCGGAUAAGAAGAGAUCGGAGCUAGAAAUGCACAAGCUUUUGUAUAAAGUCAUCACCGUCUUUCCAACACCCGAGGUCCAAGAAAGAAGUAGCGGCACUGCGUACACCCUCCUCGCCGGGCAAUAUCUCUACCCGUUCAAGUUCAAGCUGCCAUUCAACAAUGACUGCCAAAGGAACCCGAGUGCCCUGAAAGAUAUCAGACUUGGUCAUGUGAAUGUUCAAUUUGCACCGGACACCGCAAGACAUGUGAAGAAGACACUGCCGCCCUCAUUGAGUGGCUUCCCGGGUGAAGCGGAAAUCAAAUACUAUGUGAAGGCGACAAUCGUCCGACCCAAGUUCUUCCAAGAGAAUAUCAGAGCGAUCGCCGAUAUCAAUUUCCUGCCUAUCGAGCCCCCUCGGCCUCUCAACCGUCAUGAGGAGACGUUUGCAAGACGAAAGAGACAAUUCCAAAGAUACCCGGCCGAGUCGCAGAAAAAGAUGGGUGGCCUUUUCGGUAGGAAGUCUUCGACUCCUACAUCCGCUGAGGAGGAGCCUCCCGCCUUUCAAGUCGAUGCCCGGCUUCCCAGUCCCGCCAUCAUCACCUGCAAUGAACCUCUGCCGCUGCGAAUAUUGGUUGAGAAGCUCAAUGACAGCUCAGCCACCGCCUUCCUCAAGAUGCUGCAGAUUGAACUUACAGGGUACACCCAUGUCAGAGCUCUUGAUCUGGAAAGAACCGAGACCACAAAGUGGCCAUUGAUGUCACAGGCGAACAUGAACAUGCCUCUUGGAAACCCUACCGAAAAAGGCCGAAAAGAGUGGAAACUUCCUUCUCGAUUGUGGGAUGAUUACCCCCUCCCCAAUACUGUCUGCCCUUCAUUCGAUACCUGCAACAUCUCUCGGAGGUAUGAACUAGAGGUCACAGUGGGGUUGGCACAUGCUAUGGCGAGUGGUGUACGACCAGAACUUAUGGUCCUUCCUUUGCGUCUACCUGUUUUGGUGUACUCUGGCAUAGCUCCUCCUCCGAAGCUGCUGCAGGCCAUGGCCAACAAUCCUCGUCCUCAGCCUGCUCCUUUACACCUGUCCCCACCGAGGCCACCCGAGCUGAAUGGGAUGUCUUCACAACCUGUCACCCCAUUAGAGACUCCGACAACGCCUUUGUCUGAGAUUAGCUCGUAUCCGGCUCCAGUGGGCUCAUACAAUCCGCAUGAGCAAUCAGAUCUUCCUGACGACGCUCCACCCAGCUAUGAAGACGCUAUGGCUGAGGAUAUUGCACCUGUCGACGGCCCUCGACGGGAGUACCACGUGCCACCUGAACCCCAAGGUCAGCGGCCUGCCUUCAACCCCGACGCAAAAGGUAGCGGUCUCAGCCGACGGAUCAGCGAGCGACUAUUUUCCGGUGGUGAACCGGUUAGUCCUACUAGGACAACUUCAAUGGGAAGUGCGAUGCAAGGCUUGACGAUGGCCGAGGACGAAGAACCUGGGUCUCCGAGCUCACCUUCAGGAGAAAGUUCAAGCCGGAUGUCUAGCUGGAAGAGGAGUUUCAGUGGUCGGAAGGAAUAA